AUGUCCUGGAAAAAUGAUUUACUGGCAAAACUGGCGCAGCGAGAUAAGUCAAUGGAGACCCAGAAAGACGUGUUUUUGUCAUUUCAAUUUUUAAGUACCAGAAUUGCGUCGCUGGAACGACAAUUAGAUACGGUACAGCGUGAUGAUAGCAAAAAAACAGUGUUGGACCUGCUGGGAGAAAUUGACCAACUGAAACAGAAACUGGACUUGACAGAAGACAGUUUGAAGCACGAAAUUGCGAAGAAUAAAGAGCUGGUCAAAGAGUUGAGUACUAUCAAAAAUAAUUUCAAUAUAUUGACAGAUGGAUACAAGAAACUACAGGAGCGCCAUCUGCGGUUGCAGGAAGAGAGCAAAAUCAAGUUCCAGAAUCUAGAGUCAUUAAAUGAUGAUAUACUGUCGUUGAACAUCGAAAAUAACUUGCUGAAUGACAGGAUGGCUAAAUUAAAGCAAGAGAACGAGUCCUUGAUCGAACGUUGGAUGAAACGAGUCAAGCAGGAGGCAGAGGUGCUGAAUGAUGCGAAUGAAGCGCUGUCUCGCAGCGAAAAAUCCUUGAAACCGGAGAGUUAA
This is a messenger RNA of Ogataea parapolymorpha DL-1, 567 nucleotides long. RefSeq names its product Autophagy-related protein 16. The record is from RefSeq and is a predicted model, not a curated record. The transcript is spliced from 2 exons. Lineage: Eukaryota; Fungi; Ascomycota; Pichiomycetes; Pichiales; Pichiaceae. Bases 1 to 567 code for a protein of 188 amino acids.